AUGCUCGGAAAGGUCUCCCUCGAAGAAGCGUACGAGCUUCCUGACCAGGCUGAGGCCAGUCGUGAUCAGGCGGCCUUGUACAUCGCCCCCAAUGACCUGGAACGGUAUAUGCGACAGAUCAAAUCAAUCACCACUGAGCGUGUGACCCUCUCGGAUGCACAUGGGAUUGGAUAUACCAUUCUUUCCCUGACCGUCCCCGGCAUUCAGGGCAUCUCGGACAAGGCCACUGCCGAAAAACGCGCAACCGAGAUCAACAACUACAUCGCCAACGAGAUCAAAGGCCAUCGUGAUCGUCUCGGUGCCUUUGCCACUCUUUCUAUGCAUGACCCGGCCCAGGCUGCCGCUGAAUUGCGUCGCUGCGUGAAGGAGUUCGGCUUCCACGGUGCACUUCUCAACGAUGUUCAACACGCCGGGCCGGAUGGCGAGACGUACCUGUUCUACGACCAACCAGCCUACGACGUCUUCUGGGCUGAAGUUGUGAAACUCGACGUGCCAAUCUACAUCCAUCCUGCAGCGCCAAUGGGCUCCUACCUUCAACAGCAGUACGCCCAGCGCAAAUACUUGAUUGGACCACCCUUGAGCUUCGCCAACGGGGUCUCUCUGCACCUCCUCGGCAUCAUCAGCAACGGCGUCUUUGACCGCUUCCCUAAGCUGAAGAUCAUUGUCGGCCAUCUCGGAGAACAUAUCCCCUUCGACUUCUGGCGCAUCAACCACUGGUUCGAAGAUGUCAAGCGACCUCUGGCCAAGGCUGCCGGCGACACAUUCGCCGAGAAACCACUCCUCCACUACUUCAAGGAAAACAUCUAUCUGACAACCAGCGGCCACUUCUCCACCCCCACCCUGGAGUAUGUUGCCAACUACCUCGGUCAUGACAAGUUGUUGUUCAGUGUUGACUACCCAUACGAGACGAUCGAGAAUGGCUGCGGCUGGUGGGACGGCGAUGCAGACAACAUCAAGAAGGCUCUGGGAGGCACCAAGGCCUACGCUGAUGUUGGCAGGGAGAAUGCGAAGAAGCUGUUCCGUCUGGGCAAGUUCCAUGACUCUGAUGCUAAGGUGAACUAG
Molecule: messenger RNA, 1062 nt
Organism: Capronia coronata CBS 617.96
Lineage: Eukaryota; Fungi; Ascomycota; Eurotiomycetes; Chaetothyriales; Herpotrichiellaceae
Product: metal-dependent hydrolase
Exons: 1
Coding region: 1-1062 (353 amino acids)
Biological process (GO): secondary metabolic process
Cellular component (GO): cytoplasm; cytosol
Molecular function (GO): carboxy-lyase activity; hydrolase activity
Source: RefSeq, a predicted model, not a curated record